CCCCGAGAACACUCUUUGUGCUCCGAAUAAUAAAAAAUGAUUUUUUCUUCCCCCCAAGGGUAAAAUAUUUCGUGGUGUGAGUGCCUUGGGAGCAUGUGGAUGCUCGUCCCACCGAGUGGUAUGAAUCGAGAGUGUGCUGUGAGUCACCUUAGCCCACCCAACAAGGAGCGUAUCGAGUGCGUUGCGGACUUGAUCGCACAAAGAGGAUAAUUUGAUGACAGGCAGACGCAUUGUGAAGACUUGGAGUACAUAAUGGCAUAAGGAUGUGGAAUCAGCCCGCAUGGAUCCGUCGUAGGGAAAAGGGAGUUUUCCUUAGGCAGAGAGUUAUGGGCGGCGAUAGGCGCCGAGAGAGCCUGGCACCUGGAGCAACCAGGUAGCAUGCCAGCCUGACUAAGGAGUGAGGGGCCUACCGAGUAAGGAAAGUGCAACUUGCAGGGCACCAGGAGUAUUCAGCUGGCAGAGAGCCUGGUGGAUGGUGGAAAGGGGUAAGCGUACUCCCACAAGCGCUGGACAGGACCACGGGAACACAGGCAAGAACGCAACGUAACAACACAACACCAUGCAAGUCUCGAUUAUUGAUUUGCUGAGGUGAACGAGGGCUGAGUGGUCCGAUCAAAGGAACACGGAGAGAAGUACUCGUAUGGAGGUACGUAACGGAGGCCGGAGGAGGGAGGGAGGAGGACGGAGGACUCGCACGACUCGUUUUCUGUAUACCUAUACGAGGGCACGAUGGCGGCGGAGACGUGCUUGCGUGUUGUGUGCGCGUAAGUACCGAGUACGGAGCACGGAGCAAUGUACGGAGUAUGAGCUGCGUAUCUGGAAACGGCUCUUUUUGCGGGCGAGAAAGGGAGUUGUGUGGUGCCGAGGAUCCAGGGCGAGGGCGCAGGCGCAGGCACAGGCACCGACCACGGGGGGGCACAGGCACAAGCGCAGGUGCAGGUGCAGGUGCAGGCGCCAUUGGGAAAAACAAUUCGGUGAUGUGGUGACCACUGACCAGACCAACAAAGGAAGUCGUACGUUCUGCUCCCGUAAUGUGCAGGGACUGCAGGGUGGGGUGGGGAACCAUAACGUGAUGAGGCCGCGACUGAGCGGAAGAACAGUCAGGCGGUGCCCCCUGUAGGACGAGUGGACAAGUGGACGAGUACGACGGGGGUCCAUGGCCUGUGGUGCUGGGUCCCUUGCCCGCCUGGGACCUUGGGGCCUUGGUGCACUGGGUGCCCUGAUGCCCUGAUGCCUUGGUGCUAGCCGUGGAUGUGUCAGGCCAGCCCCGAGCUGGGCUGACCCAUUAACUUUUGCCCGAUGGUUUCGGAGCUCGGGGCGUGACAUCUUUUUGCAUCGCUGGGCAUGCACUCACUUGCUGAUCACCGAUCCGCUAAACCAUAACCCACUGCAACCAUCACCACUGCGCAGACUGGGCACUAUAUCACUCUCCUUCCAUCCGCCUUCUUCGAGGCCUUCGAUCUCCUUUUCUUCUGAACAACAAACACCCCAUUGACCGAACCAAGACCUCGCCUCGUCGACCACUCUUGUGUAUAGACUGCGACUCCGUUGUGCGGUACAACCACCGUCACCCUCAACAACCCAACACCUUUGCGAGACCCCUUGGCCCAAAACGAUCAUCGAUCUGAAACGUACACAAACGUCAUCACUUUUAUUGGCAACUCAACACUCGACCUGCGUUUACAUAUCAUCCACCGACAGCCUGUCCAGUUCGAGAUUCCUCUUCUCCUCCUGCGCUGUCACCAACACCGAAAAGAACAGAACAAGCAAAAAGAAAAUACACCAUGUUCUCGUGCUCAAAUCAACCUCGGGGAUGCCGCGGGCGAUGCGACACUGCUGGCGGCAAGUGCGCAGAGUGCCGAAUGUACAACUUCCGCAGUCGACCUAGCCGACCUUUUCGAUCCGUUCUCACACAGCCGCUCAACGUCCGGUCGGGUCUGCUGACUACGUCAUUCGAGGCUGAUGUCACCAUGCCGCGGUGCCCUGCAGAUGAGGCCAGAUAAUUGCCCACUGCGAGCUUUCAAACCCAAUCACCACCCUCGCACCAAUCUCACACAUUCAUCCUUCGGCAACUCAUGCCUUUGCCUUUUGCCCUUCGCCCAACCUUGGCGACAUCCCAGGCCACGGCGAAACCACACGCCAGGAUUGGGCCCCUCAUGAAACCUUGAUACCCCACGAGCUACGACCAUUGACGACCGCCGCCUCCGAUUGGAGUUUGGCUUCUUUUAUCCGGCCAUCACCGCUUUUUAGCAAUUUCACCACUCGAAUUUCUUGUCUUUGUUGGGUUUCAGCGUCGGCGUCUUCAGGGGGGGUACACCUUGCCAUCAGCAUGGAUUUUUAGCGACUUUUCCUGCAUCCGGAGGCAGCAAUACGACCAUGCAUUUCAUCUGCAAUAUUUUUCCACUGUUUGAUUGGGGCCCGACACACCGCGUUGUUGUCGGUCUGCGGCCCCAGUGUAUCAACGCUAUGUUCAGUGACGCCAGAUUUGGACACGAGUGACGACAGGCCUUGCAGCUGGCAGCUGCAGGUGGAAGAGUCCUUGUGACAAAGUUGAGGCGGGGUUUGUCGAUCCUUUUCUGCGCCGGCUUGGGCCAAAAAGCACACAUCAAUGGAAAGGGGUUGGGUGGGAGGGGGGAAUAGCACAAAAGCGAACGGAGACCGGGCGUCCACGUUAAUCGGUAGUGAGCCAGCAACUGGUUUUCCUGCUCUCAUGUACCAACAUUGGUUUGCGUCGGCAAUGUCUCACACGCAAGCUGGCCUGUACCUUACAAGACAGUGACAAGCUAUAUUAUUAUCAUUAUUCCGGGUCCAACUCAUUCCCAAACACGGAGAGUGACCUAGGCAAACGAACCAAAACAAAAAAAAGUUGAACAAUUUCA
Cladophialophora immunda is the source of this 2879-nucleotide messenger RNA. RefSeq lists its product as uncharacterized. NCBI's taxonomy places the organism in Eukaryota, Fungi, Ascomycota, Eurotiomycetes, Chaetothyriales, Herpotrichiellaceae. Bases 641 to 1120 code for a protein of 159 amino acids. The record is from RefSeq and is a predicted model, not a curated record. The transcript has 3 exons.